This is a messenger RNA of Asparagus officinalis (garden asparagus), 3289 nucleotides long. RefSeq lists its product as uncharacterized. The transcript is spliced from 2 exons. NCBI's taxonomy places the organism in Eukaryota, Viridiplantae, Streptophyta, Magnoliopsida, Asparagales, Asparagaceae. Bases 1869 to 2891 code for a protein of 340 amino acids. The record is from RefSeq and is a predicted model, not a curated record.
AAAAUUUCCCAUUUCCUGUCUUUUUUCUCUCUCUCCUCUUCUCUCUAGAGAGAGAAGAUUAGGGCUCUCUCCUCUUUCUCUCUCUGUCUGACCUCGUUUUGACUCAAAAAAUUUCAGCUGAAAACAAUCGAAUCCAUUGAUUGCAAGCCGAAAUCUCUGCCGAUUCGUUAAAAGAUUUGAACUUUUUUUGGUAAUUUCUGACCACGGAUUCUAGGUGUAUAUGUUUGAUUCUGCUUGAUCUGUACUUUUACUGAGUUUCGAGGUGGUUAAUUUCUUUUCAGAUGAAGAUCGAUUAUUUUCCCCCUUUUUAUCCUAGAUUUUUGUGUUUUCAUAAUUUAUGAUGAUUAACCUUGUGGGUUUUUAAGUUUGAGGUGCUUAGAGAUAUGCGCUAGCGAUUUUUCACUUGUAUUAAUUCAUUAGAAAAAGCAAAAAAUGCCGUGUUAUCGCUUUGCUGGGGCCGAUUCGAUAAAGGGAAAAUUUUACAAUGUGUUCCAUAAAAUAGUUACGUCCUUUGUGAGAAAUACUGAAAAUAGCUGGCAUAAACUGAUUGUACAAUAAGAAGCUGUCUGUGACUACAAUUUUUAUAUAUGAUUUGUUUAAUUUAUUGUAAAAGUCAUAAUCUGAAGGGCUCUUAUUUUCCAUCAGCUUGCCUGUUACCCGAAAUUUUUAUUUGAAUUGUUCUUCGAUGAGGCAUGUGGUCAUUGAUUCUAAAUAUAGUUCCAUUAACUCAUAUCAUAUUCUGGAAGCAGUUUCUUACUAUGGAUUAGGUAUUUUCUGUUGUUAAUUAUGCUCUUUUACGGACCGAGAGUUUUAAGGUGGAAGUUAUAUGAGUUUCUGGAAGUUUUCCUGCUCUCAAGCAGGCCUAAAAGCUUUAGUUUUGGCAUGAUAAAAUAAAUUAUAUUGGUGCUCUUAUUUCUACAUAUUUGAUGAGUUCAAAAGGCUCUAUUCUUUUUAUAUGCCUUUUGAUCUUUUGAAACAACAAAUAAUAUGUGGGCUUUAAGAAUUUACGAAGGUUGCAGAAAGUAGUAAGUGUUUUCACAAUAUAAUUGACUGGAGGCAUUUUUAUGAUUCUUUUGUUAAUUGUGUUUGUUCAAUGUUGUUUAUAAAAUGAUGGUGUCUCUAGAUGUUUUCCCUUUUCAGGUUGCCAUUAGACAAGCAUUCAUUCAAUAUAUUCUUAAUGUGGGUAUAGUAUAUUUUUUUAUUCUCAGAUGUAGAUUCAUGAAUAUGAUCUUCGUGAAUGAUUAUUUUUAAUGUUUGAUAGCUUGAUUUCUGGUGAGUUUAUCAUGGUAGAAAAUUUCUUGAAGUGGAAUCCUAUUAUGUAGAUUACUCUCUUAAUAGGCUUAAGUAAUCUUGGCACGAUUUACAAAUUAUAAUUUGUGAUGUUCUUUUAUUUUAUUGCUGGUUCCGUAUCAUCCCUUGUUCAUGCCACUUUAUUUGUAUUUUUUUUCUUAUUGUAGUUUACAUUUGCUGAUGAACCUGAGUCAUGUGUAUGUGUUAGCUUCUUUGAAGCUUCAGUUUUGCAUGCAGUGACUUUACAUAUUUGUAAUUACACUGUGAGAUUUGCUUUGGAAAGUUUUGUUCAUUUGAUGCUGGCCUUUUUUCCUUUAUUCUCAUUUUCUUCUCUGUAUGAAGUUUUCAUUAAUAAGAAGAUUUAUUUGUUUAAAGAAGUUUCCAGUUAUGUAAAACUUGCUAUUCUAGCUUGAGAAAGUGUUUGAAACUUUGCAUUCAGUCUUUAGAUUUUUUAGUUUCGCAGACUCAGGAUUUUGACAAUUACCAAGGUGUCCUUUAAAGAAGACUGCACCAAGAAAUUUCUUCCUGGAAACUUACAGUCUGAAGGACACGUGUCAGUUAAUAUCCAGAUUAUCAACAUGCCGAAGGAAAGAAGAACUCGUUCUGUCUCCUUUGAAGCUCGGUCUCAUGCAUCCCCUUAUCCAUGUUGCAGCUCAUCGUCUCACCAUCAUGGUUCCUCUUCAUCCUCACGAAACUCACCAGAAUCUCCAGUUGCAGCAACCAAAGACACAAAACAAUGGGAUGAAGUCAGAUGCCCUGUGUGCAUGGAAUUCCCACAUAAUGCUGUUCUCCUCGAUUGUUCUUCUGGCGACAAAGGUUGCCAGCCUUUCAUGUGCGACACCAGCUACCGCCACUCCAACUGCCUAGAUCAGUACAAGAAGGCCUUCUCAGGAUCCUCAUCAGAAAAAGACGUCAAUAAUCAGGAACCAUCGAAGCUUUCAUGCCCUCUUUGUCGUGGAAAAGUCACUGGGUGGGGAGUAGUGGAAGCUGCUCGCCGAUAUAUGAACUCCAAAGUCAGGAGUUGCUCCAAAGAGUCGUGUGAGUUCACUGGUUCCUACAAUGAGCUUAGGAAACAUGCUAGGAAUGAUCACCCAUUAACUAGGCCAACUGAGGCCGACCCUGAGCGUCAGCGAGAUUGGAGGAGGAUGGAACAACGAAUGGAUCUCGGAGACCUCUUCAGUACAAUGCAGUCAGCAAUGAGUGUAGAGGAUGGAGGGCUUGGGGGUCUCCUAGAGGAUGAUGAAGAGGUUGGGCUGAGGAGCAUCUUCCACGUCUCCUCAAUGGCUGUCCUGCUUAUAUUUAGGGUUAGUUCUGCUGGAGGCAGUGGAUGGACUUCUACAAGGUCUUCUGUAAGGAGGCGAAGAGGGAGGGGAACCCUAUGGGGAGAGACUUACAACGAACCAAUGAUUGAUGACAUGGAUAGCAAUGAGAAUGAGAAUGGCAACGGCAAUGAAGAUGAAGGGGACGAUGAAAUUGCUCGUGGGUCUGAUGAGGUCACUGCGGCCCCAAGACGAGGCCGGAGAAGGCGCCGCCACCGGAUGAUGGUGUCAGACGAUGAGGUUGGUGAUGAUGACGGCGAUGAUGAUGGAGACUUACCGUGAAUGCUAAGAUUCAUACCUCUAUCAGUUCUCGUCUCAAGAGCUGGUUGGGGGUUUUCAUCGGAUGCUUGCGUUCCGUGCUAAUAAGUUUGCGGUUCCCUGAAGCCUCUCUAUCAGGGCAAGCAAAAUGGAGAAGAUCAAGGAUUUGGAAAGGAGAAAAGCAGCAGCACAGUGAGUGAUGGUGACAAAAUGGGUUGAGAUUCUGCGAAUUCUUUUAUGUUUCUUUUGUGUCAUUGUUUUUUGAAUGCGUCCUGCAUUCCAUACGAUAUUUUCUUUUUAACAUUUGGUAUGAAUUGAAGUUGUGAAAGCCUUGCUCGACUGUGAACUUUGAGGUUUGUAAGUGUAAGCUGAUUAAGUUUAUAUAAGCGCGGGGGAUGCAAGAAGCUGAAUGUUUUGUGAAA